Messenger RNA from Trichoderma reesei QM6a, 1413 nucleotides. RefSeq lists its product as uncharacterized. NCBI's taxonomy places the organism in Eukaryota, Fungi, Ascomycota, Sordariomycetes, Hypocreales, Hypocreaceae. The record is from RefSeq and is a predicted model, not a curated record. Gene Ontology annotation, molecular function: monooxygenase activity; iron ion binding; heme binding. The transcript is spliced from 4 exons. The coding region runs from base 1 to 1413 and encodes 470 amino acids.
AUGUGCGUCACCAUUUACAACCUCUUCUUCCAUCCGCUCAGUAGAUAUCCCGGCCCUUGGCUUUGGGCAGUCUCAGACAUUCCGUACUCGCUGGUCUCCAUAUCAGGGGAUGCUCACAAGCGGAUGCUUCAAAUCCACAUGCGCUAUGGCCCAGUUGUGCGUGUCGGUCCAAACACUGUGUUUUACAGCCACCCAGACGCGACCAAGGAGAUCCGUGGGCACCGCAAAGGGAACAAGGCGGAACAUCUCAAAGAUCCUCAUCUGCACUCGGGCAACCAGAGCAACGUCAUCGGCGCAAAUCACGAAAAUCAUGUUCGUUACAGACGAAGCUUGGCUCAUGGCUUUUCGCAUCAGGCCAUGUUGGAUCAAGAGCCGAUCAUCAAUAAGUAUAUCGAUAAGCUAUUGAAGGAACUCAAGAACCAAAGCACGAAGCAAGAAAAGAUUGACAUCGUCCGAUGGUACAACUAUACAACAUUUGAUAUAAUUGGUGAUUUGGCUUUUGGCGAGCCCUUUUACUGCCUGGAAAAAUCGGAUUAUCACCCAUGGGUGGCUCUUAUCUUCUCCGGUAUCAAGAACUUGUCAUUCAUGUCAGUAUGCUCCAAACAUGGGCAACUCGGUAAGAUUGUAGCAAUGUUUCUGGUGCCCAAAGAUCUACCGAAAAAGGGAACACAGCACCGCCGGCUGUCAAUAGAGAAGGUGCGCAGGAGACUCGAUUCAGGGUCAAGCAGGCCGGAUUUCAUGACGGCAAUGAUGACACCACGGGGGUCUUCAGAGGAACUGACAUUCACGGAGUUGGCGUCGAAUGCUAGCUUGCUUAUCGCGGCCGGUUCCGAGACCACGGCCACAGCCCUCUCGGCAGCAACCUACUACUUAGGACUAAACCCGGAAACCUUUGCGAAGUUGGCUGCUGAAGUGCGAUCCGUAUUCUGUUCUGAAAAGGAGAUAACCCUUACGAACGUACAACAUCUGUCUUACUUGCAAGCGGUGAUUGAUGAGGCUAUGAGGCUGUUCCCGUCGGCGCCUGGGACGCAGCCUCGCAUCAUCUCGCCUGGUGGUGACACAAUAGUUGGCAGAUAUGUUCCGGAGGGUACUGUGGUCGGCGUAUGGCAGUGGGUAAAUCACCACAAUCCCGCACACUUCCGCGAUCCCGAGUCUUUCCUCCCCGAACGCUGGCUUGGAGAUGCGCGCUUUGAAAGUGACAAGCGAGAUGCCUUUAUGCCAUUUUCGAUCGGGCCACGAAACUGCAUCGGGCGCAACCUGGCGUAUUCGGAGAUGAGACUAAUCCUCGCACGAAUGGUUUGGAGCUUUGAUAUCAGGCUGGCGGAAGAGAGUGUUGGGUGGGAUAUGAGAAGUAAAGUGUACAUGCUGUGGGAGAAGGGGCCCAUCUAUGUGUACCUUACUCGGCGAGAGUGA